Messenger RNA from Marchantia polymorpha subsp. ruderalis, 315 nucleotides. The record is from the annotation of a GenBank genome assembly. Lineage: Eukaryota; Viridiplantae; Streptophyta; Marchantiopsida; Marchantiales; Marchantiaceae.
CUUGCAGAGCAUUUAGGCUAUGUGCCUUAGACAGGAUGGAGGCUUAGGUCUCGCCAUCGGAUAGUCACGAUCAAAUUAUAGAAGGCAGGGGGGGAAUACAAUUGCGUUGCACCGCAAUUUUCAAACCAAAUAUCAUCAAAAUCGACCAGGCCACAGCUCUCAGGACAGAAGCAGAUGGACUUCGUGCUUGACGUGGAACCUGUAGAAGAAAUCAUUUCGAAAAUCCAAACAUCUCUAUACAUAACAUGUGCAUAAUCACAGGUACUCCAGAACAAUGAAAAUUUCGAGAAUUGACGACACCAAAUGCACCUACUG